CCCUCAGACAUUUGAUGAUACACACGUACACCAAUUUCAUUACUUGAAAUAUGUGACAAAAAGCGUUGCCCUCUAGCUACUACCACAUUCAUUCGCGGCGCGUGUGCUCGUGGAUUCAACAAUGGGCCACAACAGCGUGCCGGUGCCGGCGGUGAAGCUGACAGAUUCCUACAGCUGGUGGCGUGACAUCAACGACUCUCCGGCGUGGCAGGAUACCAUCUUCCACACCCUCGCCGUCCUAUACGGCGUCGUUUCAGCCGUAGCUCUGAUUCAACUGGUUCGAAUACAAUUGAGAGUUCCAGAGUAUGGUUGGACCACGCAGAAGGUCUUUCACUUUCUCAAUUGUUUGGUGAAUGGGGUUCGAUGUUUAGUUUUCAUUUUCUUCCGGAAUGUGCAGAGGUUACACCCAGAGAUACUCCAACAUAUACUACUUGAUGUGCCGAGUCUUGCAUUCUUUACAACGUACGCACUGUUGGUCCUCUUCUGGGCUGAGAUUUAUUACCAGGCACGUGCAGUAUCCAGUGAUGGACUGAAACCAAGUUUUUACACAAUCAAUGUUGUGGUUUAUGCUAUUCAGAUUAUUUUGUGGUUGAUACUAUGGUGGAAACCGGUCAGUGCACUUGUCAUUCUGUCUAAGUUGUUCUUCGCAGGAAUCUCUUUGUUUGCAGCCCUUGGCUUUCUUCUCUAUGGCGGAAGAUUAUUCUUGAUGCUGCAACGCUUUCCUGUUGAAUCCAAAGGUAGACGUAAGAAGCUGCAAGAGGUUGGCUAUGUGACAACCAUAUGUUUUUUGUGUUUCCUUGUCAGAUGCAUUAUGAUGUGCUUUAAUGCAUUUGAUAAAAAUGCGGACCUUGAUGUCUUGGACCAUCCUAUUCUGAACUUCAUAUAUUACCUGUUGGUGGAAAUAUUGCCUUCUUCUUUGGUCCUUUUCAUUUUGAGGAAGCUUCCACCCAAGCGUGGUAUCACACAAUAUCACCCAAUUCGCUGAAGAGAUUCAACCAAGUUUGAAAAAGGGAAUCAUCAGUGGUUGUCUAUUUUCUUAGAUGAUUCUUAUAGUCCAAGGGUAAUUUUUAUAGAAAGGCAAUUCUUUUCUCUGUUUGGGUGGCAAAGUUUGUAUUAUGGGUUUAUAGUUCUCCCUUAUAUUGUUGCGUAUGGAUGAAUCAUUUUUACAGAGGAAUGUAAUUUACAGAAGGAUUCAGCUGUAAAAUGCUAUGUUUAAAUAACUAAUAAAAAAAAAUUCAAGUAA
This is a messenger RNA of Lotus japonicus, 1243 nucleotides long. Its product is annotated as tobamovirus multiplication protein 3-like. The record is from RefSeq and is a predicted model, not a curated record. The coding region runs from base 122 to 985 and encodes 287 amino acids. Lineage: Eukaryota; Viridiplantae; Streptophyta; Magnoliopsida; Fabales; Fabaceae. The transcript has 11 exons.